AGCUUAGAUAAAAAUGGGUCCGUUGGCAGACUGGGAGAAAAGAAUGGAUAUUCUUAAUGCAUUAGCUAGUCAUGGUCUGCAUCAUUUAUUAGAAGCCAUCUUUCACAAUCUUGAAUCAGCUGAUCUGCGUAGUAUCCGGCUUGUGAGCACAUGUUGGUUUGGUUUGGUUGAACAGCUGAUUCAUCAUGGUGAACUCAGCUACCUCAGCAGAAGGUGGGACGAUGGAGAACCUAAAGUAGGGGAGAUGCAGUGUAAAAAAGAGCGGAGUGUGUGCACUGUAACCUCUCUAGCAGUUGAUGAUACUAGUAUAGCUGCAGGACUAGGAAGCAGUGGCAAGAUCGAAGUUUGGAACAGAAGAAGUUUUGAUAAAAUAUUAGAGAUAGAAGGUCACAAAGAGGGAGUAUAUACUCUACAAUUCGGCAGGUUUAUACUAGUCAGUGGAGGGGAGGACGGUAAAGUUAGAGUUUGGAGUCGAUCCUCAGGAGAUCUUUUAGAUGUACUUGAUCAUCAUACAUAUAUAGUAUGGUCUGUAAAGCUUGAAGGAGAUCAACUGGUGACAGCUAGCUAUGAUUGCACAGUCUGCUUUUUAUCUAUUCAGGGAUCUGAAAACUCAUUCCAGAGCACAUUAAAGAAAAAGAUCCAAGGGCCGUGGGAGUGGGCUGAUGCCCUGUUUCUUGAAGAUCAUGGAUAUCUACUUGUUGUACACGAUGAAACUAACUUCUCAUUACAAGUUUGGGGUAUAGAAAACCAAGAAAAAAUCUCCAGAUUAGAAGGACAUACUGAUGAGGUCCAUGCUGUAGAAGUGAAGGGAGCUCUUCUAGUAUCUGGAGGAUCAGACAAAAGUGUACGGGUCUGGAACUGGAAAAGGAGUGUAUGCUUGUAUAUUCUAGAGGGGCAUGAAGGGAAAGUCUGGAGUAUAGGAAUACACAGGAUGCGGAUAGGAAGUGGGGGAAGGUUUGGUGAGGUAAAAGUCUGGAAUAUUCCGAAUCUGGAGGAGAUGAUUAAUCAGAAAUUUGAAAAUCCAGCUUCAGAUGAGGUAAUAGGAGAUGAAGAAGUAACCCAGUCUCCUACGCUCAUCAAGAAGAGCAGAACUCUACUGUGUCAUCCUAAAUCUACUUCUGUCUCUGUUCUUCAUAUUGACAGUUUCUGCUUGGUCACAGGAGAUGGUUUGGCUAAAAUUAUAAAUUGGGAUUUCUGGCAUCAACAGUCAAACUCAUCUUCAUGUAAAAAGUACAACACUCCAGUACCAGACCCCCUACUGAUGGAGAGACAUUUAAGAUAGCUCGUACACUGUCCGUAUUCAUACACUUUUACACUUAAAAGUUCAUCUAUAAAAUGGAUUCGACUUUUAUCAUGGUCGAUCAUCUGUCUUAUUUCUUCGUAAAUUUUCUUCAUUUUCAUUCAUUGAUAACAUUGCAUUUUAUAAGUCUGUAAUAAACAGUUUUUGACAGAU
Eurytemora carolleeae is the source of this 1453-nucleotide messenger RNA. RefSeq names its product F-box/WD repeat-containing protein 11. The transcript has 16 exons. NCBI's taxonomy places the organism in Eukaryota, Metazoa, Arthropoda, Copepoda, Calanoida, Temoridae. Bases 14 to 1282 code for a protein of 422 amino acids. Gene Ontology annotation, molecular function: protein binding. The record is from RefSeq and is a predicted model, not a curated record.